Molecule: messenger RNA, 578 nt
Organism: Paralichthys olivaceus (Japanese flounder)
Lineage: Eukaryota; Metazoa; Chordata; Actinopteri; Pleuronectiformes; Paralichthyidae
Source: RefSeq, a predicted model, not a curated record
CUUCUUCUUCUCCUUCUUCUUCUUCUUCUUCUUCUUCUUCUCCGUCUUCAUGAGUAUUUUUGACUGAUUGAGACAGAUCAUUUCUGCAUUUCCCUCAUGGUAACCAACACCGAGCAGCUGGAGACAUGUGGAAUAAUCUGGGGAAAGUGCAGCGCGUCUCUCUAGUGUGUCUCCUCCUGACGCUGUGGGCUGAGGUGUCUCAGUCCACCGGGUACUUCGAGCUGCAGCUGAUUUCGGUGGAUAACCCCAGUGGUCAGCUCCUGAACGGCGACUGCUGCGACGCGGAGAAGAGCGCGGCGGAGGGCCACUGCGGCGCGGACGAGUGCGACACCUACUUCAGAGUGUGCUUAAAGGAAUAUCAAAGUGAGGUCACGACCAACGGGCUGUGCACCUACGGCUCGGAAACUACUAAAGUUAUCGGUGGGAAUACUUUUCAGUUCAAGGGCGGCCAGAAAAGCGCGCAGAGCCGGAGCAACGACGCCGGGAAGAUCGUCAUCCCCUUCCAGUUCGCGUGGCCGACUGUGCAGAGGAGAGAGGAGGGGGCGAGGGGCCCAGUGUCUGAAGGGGUGAGGGGGUGA